AGCAUGGAGGCCAAGCUGAAGGAACUCCGGCAGAAACUGGAGAAACAGUGCCAAAUUAACCAGGAGCUGCAGAAUAAAAACUUGGAGUUGGAGACCAAGUUGAAGGAGAAGGAGAAAAUCCUGGAGGAACUGCAGGGUCGUUUCAAUGAGCUGGAUCAUUUGUCUCCGAGGUACAGCAAUGACAGCGAGGGGGUUCGGCAGAGCCGAGCAGCAGUCAUGGCUCCAGAGCCGAUUCCAGAAGACAUAGACAUCUUGACCACCAGGGUCAAAAAGACUGCCAGUGAAAGAACUCAGAUCAUGAAGGCAAUGCAGAAAAAUGCCUUCCUGAGUCAUCUGGAUGAGGAGCAGAUCAACAUGAUGGUGGAGCUCCUCACUUAUCUGGACCACUGUCCUGGUUCUGACAUCAUUACAGAGGGCACAGAGGGUGACACCUUGUAUAUUGUUGCAGCUGGAGAACUCAAAGUUACUCAGGCAGGGCGUAAUCUGCGAACUUUGACCGCUGGAGAUGUCUUCGGGGAGCUGGCCAUCUUGUACAACUGCAAACGGACGGCUUCGGUCAAAGCGGUCACGGCGGUUAAGUUAUGGUGCAUCGAGAGACAGAUUUACAGAAGCAUCAUGACAAUCAAGUCCAAGAAGAAACGAGAGCAAUUGAUGGGCUUCUUAAAGACAGCUCGCACUUUCAAAUCCCUGAGUGAUGAACAGCUCUCCAGCAUCAUUGACUCCAUGGAGGAGGUGAAGUUUCGGGAGAAUGAGGUGAUUGUGCGUGAAGGUGCCGAAGGAGACACGUUUUACAUCAUCCUCAAGGGAGAGGUCCAAGUGACAAAGAAAGUGAAUGGGCAGCAAAAAAUCAUCCGUAAAAUGGGACAAGGGGAUCAUUUCGGAGAACUGGCUCUGAUACGUGCGAUCUUGAGGACAGCUACCUGCACUGCUUUGGGAUCAGUCACCUGCUGCGCCAUCGAUAAAGAGGCUUUUGAAGAGACAAUCCCAAUAGAAAUACUGGAGCUGCAUAAUGAUCCAGAUCUUCCUGAGAACACUCAAACAUCAAAGAAAGACAGCUCAGUGUCUUUGCUACAGCUGAAGGAUCUGGUCCCGGUCUUGUACCAGGAGGGACGUUACCAAGGCAGCCCUGUCACCCUGGGACUGGGGGGGUUUGGACGCGUGGAACUGGUAACCACGCUGCAUCAUGGGAAAUACUAUGCCCUGAAAAAGAUCAGCAAAAAGAUCAUAGUACAGAAGAGGCAGGAACAACAUGUGCUGUUUGAGAAGAGGCUCCUGCUGGACAUUGAGUGUGACUUCAUUGUCAGGCUCCAUGGCACUUUUAGAGACUCCCGCUACAUCUAUAUGGUCAUGGACUUCUGCUCAGGGGGUGAGAUCUGGACCAAACUAAAAGAAGUACACCGUUUUGAAGAGGACAUAACUGUAUUCAUAGCAGCAUGUGUAGUUGAGGCUUACGCCUACCUCCAUAAGAAAGAUAUCAUGUAUCGAGACCUGAAGCCAGAGAACCUCAUGCUGGACUCCAUGGGAUACAUCAAACUAGUGGAUUUUGGUUUUGCUAAGAAGCUCCAGCGAGGACAGAAGACAUAUUCUUUCUGUGGAACUCCAGAGUACAUGGCUCCAGAGAUUAUUCAGAAUCAAGGCCAUGACUUUGCUGCUGAUUUCUGGUCUCUAGGCGUUCUGGUCUAUGAGCUCCUGGUAGGCAGCCCACCUUUUUCAAGCUCAGAGCCACAGAACAUCUAUGCCAAGAUAUUGGAUGGUGUGAUAAAGUAUCCCCCGCACAUGGGAGAGGCUGCCAGAUCUCUUAUUAGCAAACUGUGCAGACCACGCACGGGUCAAAGGUUAGGAAACACCAAAAAUGGAAUCAAAGAUGUCCGUAGUCACAGGUGGUUUAACAACAUGAACUGGCACAAACUGAGGAUGAGACAAAUCAAUGCUCCAACAGUUAAACUCAUCAGAAAGGGUCCCUGCUACAUCAACUUUGACCGUUUCCCCUUCGAUCAGACCCUCUCCGAGGAGGAAUUCUCUGGGUGGGAUCGAGAUUUCUAA
Messenger RNA from Neoarius graeffei (lesser salmon catfish), 2043 nucleotides. It is a transcript of the gene prkg3, whose product is annotated as protein kinase cGMP-dependent 3. The record is from RefSeq and is a predicted model, not a curated record. Gene Ontology annotation, molecular function: cGMP-dependent protein kinase activity; ATP binding. Lineage: Eukaryota; Metazoa; Chordata; Actinopteri; Siluriformes; Ariidae. The coding region runs from base 4 to 2043 and encodes 679 amino acids. The transcript has 21 exons. Gene Ontology annotation, biological process: protein phosphorylation.